This is a messenger RNA of Pistacia vera, 834 nucleotides long. Its product is annotated as F-box protein SKIP23-like. Bases 1 to 603 code for a protein of 200 amino acids. The transcript has a single exon. Gene Ontology annotation, molecular function: protein binding. The record is from RefSeq and is a predicted model, not a curated record. Lineage: Eukaryota; Viridiplantae; Streptophyta; Magnoliopsida; Sapindales; Anacardiaceae.
AUGGCGACGCCUGAUUGGUCCAGUCUUCCAGAUCACGUUCUUGCCGCCAUUGCAAAGCAUCUUCAAACGCCAAUAGAUACUCUUUGUUUUCGUGCAGUUUGUAAUUCAUUUCGCUUCUCAAUCCCUCCGCCGAAACUUCCAUCUCCACGUCCAGACCUUAAAAUUUCCAUCCCUCCGCAAACCACCAGCCGUAGAGGACACUUGGUACUCGCGGAGAUCACCUUCUAUGCAAUCGAACCCCACACCAAAAUCUCCUAUCCACAUCAGACAGAAACAUGGGUAGUCAAAAUGGAAGAGUUAAACUCUGGCAAAGUUCGACUAGAGGAUCCACUCUGUAGACUUCGUCUUGGUAACUUGUCGAACAAGAUACCCAAACUUGAAAAGUUACCCGAGUCUCUCAACCUGUUGGAUUAUCGGGUUAAAGAGGUAGCUAAAGCAUUCAGACUUGAAAUGGUUGCUCAAGGUAAAGGUAUUAAUAGAAAGAAACAGGUUGUUUAUAGCAAAGCGGUUGUAUGUACUUAUCAGGAUAAUAGAAGGUGGGGAUCAGCUAGGUGUAUGGAGAAAUGUAGACAAGAAAUGGCCUAUCAUAGACAUGGGUUAUGAUUCUUUUGUCGAUAUAAUUUAUCAUAGGAGAAAAUUUUAUGCUAUGAUGUGCACUGGCCUAACCGUAACGGUGGAUCCUAAGUCUUUGAUUGUUAUUAAAGUUGCAAGUCCACCGCAAAGUUGGAAUUUUGGUGAACGUUACUUGGUAAAUUCGUUCAAGGAUUUGUUUGUGAUCAUUAAGAAAUCCCUAUGGUGUUGAAACUGAAAACCAAACAGGUCACAAGUAAAAUA